UGCUACAGCAUCGCCGUUAACGCGCGAUUACCAACCAGCAGAACACAGAAGAUACAUUUACUCACGAUGUUGCAGGCGCGGACUCCAGCAUGUAAAAUGCACCUACAUAGUGAGCUUAAAUCAGUCCCAUGGAUUAAAGUCGGAUUGGCGAGCGUCGCAGCAGGGAUGACGGGCGCAGCAUUGCUGAUGUCGCCCCCGGCGCUUGCUAUGGACUCUAACCCUUACGAGGACAGCAAGAAGACCAUCAUGCUUGGCGUGACUCAACAGGGGACCAUUCGCGCGUGCCAGGGCAACGUGAACCCGAACUGCGUGUCCACGGCAUCCACUAACGAGCUGUACACGCCUGCUUGGCGGGCGCCCACACGGACCGCCAAGGAGGCUGCUGACGUGCUGGAGCGCACAGUGCUGGCGCGCUUCCCGGAGUGGGAGCUAGUGCGCAGCGAGGAGUUUGAGUUUGGGCAGUACCGGGCCUUCACUGCGCCGUCACUCUUCGGGAAGGACGUCAUGGAGUUCCUGAUCAAGGACGAGUCGGUGAACAACCGCAACUGGGAGGGCGACCGGGACGGGCCCUUCGUCACCUACCGCUCCCUCGCGGGCAGCGUCAAGUACAUCUGGCCCAUCCAGCAGCCAGUGUCGGACCUGGGCGCUCAGAAGACCCGCAUGGGAGAGCUGCGGGAGGCGCUGGGCUGGAGGGUGAUUGGCUGCGAGCUUAUCGAGUGCUACGACUACUGAACAGGACCGUGGCGGCUUGCGUGACACUGGGUCCCGGGCUCCGGGCUGUGCCACUGUGGGAUGUGUGGUGUGUGCCCUUGCAUGUCAUGCUGGGCCGAGUCGGCACCGCAGCGGGGUCUCUCAGAGUCUCAGCCACGGCGGGGCAGCACAGGAUGAGAUAUUGCAGGGCUGUAUGCGCCCAAGGCAGCGGAGGUGCGGUGCCUGCUGUCGCAGUGUCGGCUGUGUUGCAGAGGCGGUUUGAUGUGGGGUUGGCAAGAAAGGCGGACCCGCCUGGUGGCCCGGUGGAACUGAAAGCCCGUGUUGACCCUAAAUACUCUUGCGCUGACGGGAGAUUGCAUGUUUCUAUUACAAAGGGGAGCCAUGCGACGACGUAGCCUCGGCUCAAUGUUGUGUGCGCGGUCGGGGCAUGCGUGGGGCCAACGGCACAGGCACCCAUGUAACGCACAGCCCCGCGCAGUCAGUAGCAAUCCCGGGGAUUGGGGCGUGGCGACUACUCGAGCACAGAAAUCCUGACACCAUCUCGACUGCCCGACUCAAACGCUGGAAAUCUUUGUUCCGCAACGUGGCUGCAUCAGUGCCACAGAAAACAGCGAAGACUCGGAGCGACGCUCUCGCUAGAGCCCAACACACCGCGCAGUCCGCCCUUGCGCCCAGAGAAACACACAAGGACAACUUAGCCCCUGCGCCCAGCUAUCAGUGCCGACUGAUCGUGGCCUGCAUCGACGUUUGUUGUAGUAUGGCUGCUGCUUGCGCAGAGCCUGGGGUGGCGGCAUGGCGCGGCUGACGUGCCCUUGCUGACCCUUACGGUGAAGCAGGCAACCCAGCUUCAACUUGCGCCUGCGUACGACGCGCUCCGCGUGCGUCACUUGGCCUUCAUCCAAGAGGCCUACAGCGGCGCCGCGCCGCCAGCGGAAGCGAUUCAUGCGCUGCGGGCGGCCCUGGCGCGGCUGUGGGCUUUGGUGUGGGAGCCGCGACACAAGGAACCGCUCUGGCGUCUGGCAGUCAAUGGGUUCACGGGCUUUGGGAUGCUUGCGGCGUGGGCCGCAGAUGGACGCGUGGAGAAAUGCCCGUGUGGGACUCAGAUGACUGCUGGGGCUAGGGCUCAUCACUUCUGGGACUGUGUGGUGGCGGAGGCUCUGCGUGAUGUGAUGCAGGAGCAUGCGAAUGUGGACAUCACACGGAACCAGUUGUGGUUAGUACAGGCGCCACCAGGGCUAUCGCAGACGGUGUGGGACAUCGUGUGCUUGGCUGCUGUGGCGGCCCUGGAAUACGGCCGACAGCGCCUUUACGCUUGCCGUGAUGCUGCAGACCGGACUGCGGAGGUUGCUGUUGUGCGGAGGAUCGGUGUGGAGGUGAUUGCGGACUUCUGGUCACGGCUAGCUGCGUUUGUGAGUCUGCGUCGGCCUCCGCGCCGCUGGGACCUUGUCCCGAACCAGCACCCAUUCCUAGCGUCAGAUGAUGUUG
This is a messenger RNA of Chlamydomonas reinhardtii, 2196 nucleotides long. RefSeq lists its product as uncharacterized. The record is from RefSeq and is a predicted model, not a curated record. The transcript is spliced from 7 exons. Lineage: Eukaryota; Viridiplantae; Chlorophyta; Chlorophyceae; Chlamydomonadales; Chlamydomonadaceae. The coding region runs from base 166 to 732 and encodes 188 amino acids.